CUAAAGGUGAAUGUCUGAACUGUCGCUGCUCCCCUUUUUAAAGUCUUAUAACUUACCCAACUAUGAAGAUAACGAAAUCACUAGCUGGCUUUUCUAGCAUCGCCAAGGUCUCGUUGACUCGAACAUUUGUCACACGUAGUGGAAGCGCAGAAAUAAAAAGCAAAAUCGACCUCCCUGCCGUUCACGAGCCCGCAGAAGGAUUUGACGAUGUUUUCCAAGUUCCAGAGAGAGUUCAACCCACCCACGGAAUCCCGGUCUGCAACUUGCACUUCCGUGGUUAUCUUCCACAACAUCUCGACUUCUACGUUGAUUUUGCUCGUCGUGCUGCUUUUGCUUUGAAAAUGCCAUGUUCUGGCCCUGUUUACCUUCCUACUCAGACCAGCCGCUGGACUGUGAUCAAAUCACCCUUCGUUCACAAGAAGUCACAGGAGAAUUUCGAGCGAAAGACACACAAGCGAUUGCUUCAGAUUAAGGAUACAAACCCUGAAGUCGUGCAGCGGUGGUUACAUUAUCUCAAGAUGAACGCACCCGCUGGAAUCGGUAUGCGAGCCACCACCUGGGAAUUUGAAAAUGUUGGCGUUGGAAAGACCAUGGUUGAGAAGGCAAAGAAGUUGCAAAGAUCCGCACCUGUGUCUAAUGGUGAGGACAAGGAGACCCAGGUCAAGGAAAUUGCUGCCCAGCUUUUGAAGGACAUUGAGGCAGAAGCCAAGGAUGAAACCAAGACUGAAGCUUAGACACCUUUUAAACAAAAAAGCACUGUGGGUUGCAGUCAACCCAAUGUAAUUUACUCCUUUUUCAUCGUUUUGUUUUUUCCCCCCGCCCAGUUACCUUUUACCAUUUAACUAC
Messenger RNA from Umbelopsis ramanniana AG, 846 nucleotides. RefSeq lists its product as uncharacterized. NCBI's taxonomy places the organism in Eukaryota, Fungi, Mucoromycota, Umbelopsidomycetes, Umbelopsidales, Umbelopsidaceae. Gene Ontology annotation, cellular component: small ribosomal subunit; ribosome; mitochondrion. The transcript has 3 exons. The record is from RefSeq and is a predicted model, not a curated record. Bases 63 to 734 code for a protein of 223 amino acids. Gene Ontology annotation, molecular function: structural constituent of ribosome. Gene Ontology annotation, biological process: translation.